GUCGACGACAAGGGCAAGACCACCACCUUGACCAAGGAGCAGGUCGUUCGAGGCAAGCGAUUGUUCAUCGCCUCCUGCGCCUCCUGCCACGUCGGCGGCGGUACCCGCACCAACCAGAACGUUGGCCUUGCCAUUGAGGAGCUUAGCGGUGCCACCCCAAACCGUGCCACUAUCGAGGGCCUGGUUGACUACCUGAACAACCCAACCACCUACGAUGGACUUAAGGACAUCUCAGAGGUUCACCCAUCCAUCAAGGGUGGCGACAUUUGGCCCAAGAUGCGUACCAUGAAGCAGCAGGAUGCGGAUUCGGAUGCGCUUCGCGUGGCGGGGCGCGUGAAGCCAUGA
This is a messenger RNA of Durusdinium trenchii, 345 nucleotides long. Lineage: Eukaryota; Dinophyceae; Suessiales; Symbiodiniaceae. The record is from the annotation of a GenBank genome assembly.